Messenger RNA from Monoraphidium neglectum, 384 nucleotides. RefSeq lists its product as hypothetical. The coding region runs from base 1 to 384 and encodes 127 amino acids. The record is from RefSeq and is a predicted model, not a curated record. NCBI's taxonomy places the organism in Eukaryota, Viridiplantae, Chlorophyta, Chlorophyceae, Sphaeropleales, Selenastraceae. The transcript is spliced from 3 exons.
AUGCCCCAACCGCGGCGCAGGCUGGUGAUAUUCAAGAGCGGCGGCUACAUCAUGAGUGACUUGGAGGAUCUGCUCGCGUCCUCAGGCCUGAGCCAUGUCAUGCGCGUGACCAACCUCAUCCGCAAGGCGCACUGCGUCCUGGCAAAGGAGCGCUGGGAGAACGGGCGGCGCGUGCGGCUGGAGCAGCACAUGCAGGGCGCGGCGCGGCGGGGGCUGCCGUUUUUGCUGCUCAAGGGGCACCGCAUGGAGCUGCCCGCGCUGCUGGCGCUGGGGCGGGCGGGGGCGGGCGCGGGGGGCGCGGUGGGCGCCGGCGCGCGCGGCAGGGGGGCGUGGGCUGACGACUUCUCUGAUGGGGAGGCGUCGGCAAGUUACGAUGAGGAAUGA